AUGCGAAACCGCUUUUCCAAAACGGAAUUCUCAAUUCACAAAGACGCGGUCAUCGCCGCAGCCACACUUACGACCGAUUUGACAGAUCCACAUGGUCCUUCAUCUGACAACGAAAAGACCUUAACACCCGUCUCUACCGGCUCCAUCAACAGCAUGAAAAGCCGGAGUCCUGCCACACACAAACCGGCUGUCGCCAGGUCAAGCACAAUUCGAAGUGUCCGUAGCUUCGACGGCUCCGAAUCCAGUCCUGAAAGCAAACACAGCAAUUUCUCUAGCAGCGUAAACAGUAGCACGAGCGGAGUGUCCAACUCUCACUCCAAUCCCGAUCUCAACAAUCACACACAUACUCCCGUCAAAGCCAAACCCGACCCCAACAACGCAAACAUAACACCAUCGCGCUGGAGCACCGGCGCAGCGCGCGUAAUAGAGCCUACACCAGAUUCAGAGACCCCCGCAAUGUCAGAAAGCACCGAAGCUGUAGACGGUCAAUGGGACUCGACAAUAGGCAAGGCUGGCCUGGGAAAAACUGGCCGAGUUAUAAACAAGCUUGUCAGCGACAAUGAGGCUCUGAAGCGCGACAUCAAGAUCGAGCGCCUAAAAGCCGACGAGGCUAAGCAAGCCGCCAAGUUACUAGAAGACAAGCUCGACCGAAUGGUCAGCGAUUACGAAAGCCGACUGCUCGAGGCCAACGUCACAAAGACACUUCUCGCCCGAAAGGAACGCCAGGUCGAGACCCUACAAGCAACCGUCGAGCUUGAAAAGAAAAAAGCUACAGAUGCUCUACAGCGCGAGAAGAGCUGGAGGGACGAAAUGACAAAGACAACAAAGGACGCAACGAUCCAAGUCGAAGAGGCAACUAGCUAUGCGCAGUUGAUGGAGGGUCGCUACAACGCCAUUUCCUCCCAUUGGCAAGACCAAGGCGACGAGGUUAAAAGAGCCGUUACCAAGAUGAAAUCAGAAAUAGAUCACCUCAACGAGGAACGACGAGCAGAUGACGAUAAGAUACAAACGCUAAGGGAUCUCUGCGACCAGCAAGACGGCAACAUCAAGCAGCUACUACACGAGAAAGAGGAGAUUGCGCGCAAAUUCGAAGAGUACAAGAAGACGCAAGAGCAAGGCCUUAAAGACAUCAAGACCAACGCCAGAGCAAGAGAAGAUGAGCAAGAAGCCCUACUACUGGCAUCCAAAGAAACACUCGAUAAGCUCAAAUGGGCACUCAACGUUAAGAAGAACGUCAAAGGCGCGCAAUGA
This is a messenger RNA of Fusarium graminearum PH-1, 1251 nucleotides long. RefSeq lists its product as uncharacterized. Bases 1 to 1251 code for a protein of 416 amino acids. NCBI's taxonomy places the organism in Eukaryota, Fungi, Ascomycota, Sordariomycetes, Hypocreales, Nectriaceae. The transcript has 2 exons. The record is from RefSeq and is a predicted model, not a curated record.